This is a messenger RNA of Syngnathus typhle (broad-nosed pipefish), 4218 nucleotides long. RefSeq names its product KIAA1549-like b. NCBI's taxonomy places the organism in Eukaryota, Metazoa, Chordata, Actinopteri, Syngnathiformes, Syngnathidae. The transcript is spliced from 22 exons. The record is from RefSeq and is a predicted model, not a curated record. Bases 1 to 4026 code for a protein of 1341 amino acids.
AUGGCUGCCGGUCUGAGGAAGCGUGCGCCAGGGACAACCCUGGCAGCGGACCCUGCUUCGGCGAGGGAUGCUGGAGGAAGAGGAGGAGGAUGCAGAAGAGGGGAAGAGGGAAGGCGUGCGAGAAGAAGGAGCAGGUGGCGGAGUGGAGCGCUAGGAAUGCCUGCAAAGUGUGCGCUGUCUGCGGGGAUGUUUUUACUCCUGCUCCGGUGCUCUUUGGCUGCAGAGGAAAAGAACAGCUAUGAUGCCUCUGGCUCCUCGUCUUUACCGAGCGACCCCGCAGUCCCAGCUGCUCCUGCUCACCCAUCGGCCCCCCAUUCAGAGGCUGGCUCCAAAUCUGAGGGGCAAGGCCUAUUGGGCCUUCCUGCCUUUUCGUCUGUCUUAACUGUCAUGGCGGAAACUGUCAAACACCCAGAGAGCCUUGGUCACAGAACCUCCCCGACACUCUCCACUGAUAUCAACAUCACCCAAUGGCCUUCACACGGUUCCAGCCAAGACUCAGAGGCGCCGUCUUCGUCAUCCCCAGGUCGUUCAUUGGCGGAGAGGGACAAGUUAACCGCUGGGACAUCUCGAGUGGCUGCGCCUUCUAAUUCUACCGGAAUGAGUCCUCCUGGGCUUACUGAGAGGACAUCUCAGGUAUCACCUCUGACUGCUCAACAGGACACCAACACAACAUCCGUGCAGUUCAGCACCACAAGCUUGGCUGCAAGCACCACUGCAACAAUGCCCCACAGUUCAACGCCUUGGCAAAGAGUUACCACCACAAUACAGUCAACCCCUAAAACCUCAGUGCUUCCUAUGACCAUCUCCUGGAAAACAACAAGCACCACAACCAUCAGGGCACCAUUCACCAGGAGAAUAUUCAUACCGCCCAUCCUGAGGACGAGCCCCCCGAGAGAAGGCGCUACUGUCUUCAUCUCCCCUUUUACCACCACCACUGAAGCUCCGCCUCAGCAGUGCAAUAUUACGGAAAGAAUGUGGGUGAAAACAGUUGUGUCAAUCUAUGUAAGGAGGAACAGACUGGACAGCAUCCAAAGGCAGAAUCUGCGCCGGGGACUCAGUCAAGGCCUCCGGAAAGCUCUGAAUGAUAGCUCAGCCCAAGCACAGGUGGAGACUGUAUUUGGUUCACCUAACAUGACGGUGGCUUAUCAUGUGACUGGGAGAGACAUGGUUUACGUCCCCUCCAUGGUGCUUUCGGGCUUGGAUGCAUAUGGUCGUGAUAAGCUGAUUGCAGACCUGCGCCAGUACCUCCCCAUGGUUACAGCACUUCCCAUUCCUGUUGCAAUGUGGAGAACCAGCCCGGCUUCUGGCUUCCAGCUUAAAACAGUUCUGCAGUUUGUGGGAGCUGCUGAUGAUCCACGCUCCUGCCAGUUUUCCCAAAUGAUGGAAGAGAGGCUGCAGAAGGUUUUUUCUGAAGCACAUGCCAAAGUGCUCAGUGUCAACAGCAAACUGUCUGUGCAGAUGCUGACUGUUUCCCAGGCUGCAAGCUCUUCUCCUGUGUCAUUGGUUUACAGUGUGAAAAAUGGGACUGUCUUCCUUAAUGGCACCACUGCUUCAAACCUCCUUGGUCAGCUGUCCUCUGAGUUGGUGGGCUACUUCCUCUUCUACCCCCCACUUAUUGUUGCUGAACCAUUGGAAUAUCACAACCUAAACACCUCUAUUGCCACCCGAGACUUUUGGGUUAUCACAGUAAUCCAGGAUGUGGAUAACGCCAGCCUGGCCGAACUGUACCAAAGCUUUGCCAGUCUGAUGGAGCAGAGGCUUGCCGAGUUGUUUGUGCUGGCAGGCCAGCAGGGCACUCGCUUCAAACGAGCUACCGCUGUCGGCAGCUACACUGUCCAGAUGGUGAGUCUCAGAAGAGUGCCCGGAUUGAAGAAUCCAGCAGAGAUGACCUACUAUGUUCAGCACAAUGGCAUUCCUUUAGCGGGUGCGUCAGCUGCCAAGGUCCUCAACACGGUGGAUUCUCAGACCAUGGCGCUCACCCUGGGCUACUUUGUUCAGCUGCAAGCAGAACCUGUUGUCAAGAACCCUCCAAAUAACCUUUGGAUCAUCGCUGCAGUGUUGGCGCCCAUUGCUGUUGUGACACUCAUCAUCCUCGUAAUCACAGCGGUGCUGUGCAGAAGAAACAAAAAGGACUACAAAGCGGAUGCAAUCGGAAACCUCAAUCCACGAGCAAAGAUGGCCUACCGGAGGGACGUCAACUACUAUCACCAGCCGGUUCAAGGGUUUGACUAUGCCAAGCAGCAUUUGGGGCAGCAGGGAGGCGACGAGGAGACCCUACCACCUGGUCAAGACACUUUGAUGUUGUCCCUGAAAAUUCGGGAUGCGCCACUCUCACUGGAGAAGACCUUGAAACAUGAGGGCACAGUCAACAAGGGGAACGUUACCAGUCACAAACACAAAAGCAAGUUGUUGAGUGAGGACGGUUCCGUCAUCAGCAGCGAAUCAGAGCUGCGGAAUUCCGUGCGGGGCUUGGCGGCGCCGAAAGUCACAGCGCAGCAGAAAACGACAAAGGAGGAGGCGCGCAAGAGAGACGAUCCUUAUGACACUUCCUCUGGCUCCCUGCAGCUUAUUUCGAUAAAGCCCAUGACGGCUCAGCUCAACUACUUGCAACAUGUUCCUUCUGACCGUGACUCAUCCAUGCUUAACGGAGAGGUGAAUUUAGCCCUCAAGCAGCGGUCGGACAUGGAACAAUACAGGAAUAAGCUGAGAAUCAAGGCCAAGAAGAAGGGCUAUUAUGACAUUCCUCCCAUGGACGGCAGUAGUUACAGCAGCCAACCCCUUUCGCAAAGACAGCGGCACGGCCACAAGAAGGCGGAGCUUGAGGAGGAGCGAAAUGCCACCUUUGUCAAGUCACAAGUGAGGCACAAUCAGGUAGGGAAGACAUCAUAUCGCAGCAGACAGAGUCUGAACAGUCCAGGUCCCGGAGGAACUGAGAUGGAUUUGCUCGUGAUGAGGGAAAGACCCAGGAAAGGCAUCCGGAACAGCGGCUAUGAUACCGAGCCUGAGUUGAUUGAAGAAACAAACGUCGACCAUUUAACGGAUCAGAGGGACUUCGUGUACGGCCGCAGUCUGAAAGGCCAGUCACAGACGUCUACCCUGAGCUCACAGCCAUCCAUUGAUGAAGUGCGGCAGCAGAUGCACCUGCUCCUGGAGGAGGCAUUCAGCCUGGCCUCGGGGGGGCACUCAACAUCCGGGAGGCACUCCCACCACCACCGCCCACCUCCCGAGCAAUACAGCGGCAUUCCAGCUUCCCUUCCCUAUACAGAUGUGGUAACCAGUGCCCCGGGCACCAUAAACUGUGGUCGUGGAGGACUGCAGUGGAGUCCAUCUUACGGAGCAGAUGUGUACCAGUGCAGUUUGCCCAAGCCAGCCUUUCACUUCACCCAGCUGCCUGAAAUGGCAAUUAGCUCUCCUCCUCCUUUACCACCUCGCACUGGACCACCUCCUGGCACCUCCUUAAGACGUUCCAUCUCUGACCUGGGGCCCAAGGGAAGAAGCUCUCAGACAUCUGUCAGUGAAACGCAGACUCCACAUGACAACAACCCAUAUGGGCCAAGCUCUCGGGCAGCACUUCCAUCCAUCACUUUAGAGCACCCUGUGUCCAACUACUCAGGAAACCCGAUAACAGCCGUCUAUUCCAUCCCAGCAAGCAGGCCGGAUUACUCAGACUAUAUUGUCUCCGCCUCGCCCACCUCCUACCACAGUCCCUCUUGGAUGUCCUAUCCUCCAGAACCGGAAGAUGUCCCACAUCAGUGGACAGACUCUCUUCCUUUGCCGGGUUAUGUGGAGGCUUUUCCUCAUCCUCGUUACCCACAGGGGAGCUCAUCCAUACUUCCCCUACAAUACACUCAAGCUCUGGACCAACAGCCUGCCACCCAGAGCACAGCAUCCCAGAAAAGCUUACAGCAGGGGAUGGACACGGACAACGUUCCCCUGAGCAACCUCUCCACCUCUGCACUUGUACAUGCUAUACGACAAGAGGUGGCCAAGCUGGCAAAGAAGCAGAGUGAAAUGUUUGACUUCUAGUAUGGAUCCUGCCCUCCCUUGUUAAUGUUGCAUUGGCCCACGACAGACUUAUGAAAGUGGCCCUCUUUCAGACUGAUUUUUGAUGUUUGUACUGUAAAAUGACCAGAUCUUGUUAAUCCAUUAACUGAUUGAUUUAUUUUCUUACACCAGUCAGCUGCUAGCAUAAAGCAGCUACGCAAUUGUUGUUUUAUU